This is a messenger RNA of Python bivittatus (Burmese python), 3525 nucleotides long. Its product is annotated as NACHT, LRR and PYD domains-containing protein 3-like. Gene Ontology annotation, cellular component: cytoplasm. Gene Ontology annotation, molecular function: protein binding. The record is from RefSeq and is a predicted model, not a curated record. NCBI's taxonomy places the organism in Eukaryota, Metazoa, Chordata, Lepidosauria, Squamata, Pythonidae.
AAGUCUGCCAGAUGCCUGCAUGGAACGCAACAAAUAAACACCAGAAAGUCAUCAGUGCAUUGCUCUGUCAUCAUCCCACUGUACACGGAUCUGCUUCCUGCUGCUGGUUUUCUAAGCUGAAAUGGAGGAGCCCCACGAAUCCCUGGAAGACGCUUUGCUGUUCACCCUGGACGACCUUUCCGGGGAAGAUUUCAAGAGGUUCAAGCAUAAACUCUGCUACUUCUACCUGGAUGGGAAGGACCCCAUCCCCUGGGGCAGGCUAAAGGAUGCCGACACGCUGGACAUGCUGAGGCUCCUCUUGGCAGCCUACGGAGAGCAGGGCGCGCCAGACGCAACUGUCAAGGUCCUCCUCGCCAUCAAUAUGCGAGAUUCCGCCUCCCGACUUCAGAAAUGGAGCUAUAAUGAUCGCAAGAGGAAAUAUAAGAGGCACAUCCAAGAGGCAUUUCGAAAUAUUCCUCAACUGGGCUUGCACCCCAGUCCAAGGGUGACUCUCCAACAGAGCUAUAUAGAACUUCUUCUGAAGAAGAGACAGGACCCUCCCAAAAGAGGUCAUGAGAUUAUGGCUGUGGAAAGAAAGCACUGGAAAACAAAGACUGAUCCGGAAGGCAGCCUGAACAUUGAUCUGGAGAAUUUAUUUCAAUCAGAUACUGGAGGGGAAAGCUCCAAAACUGUUUUGUUGUUUGGACCUGCUGGCGUAGGAAAAACCACAGUCAUGUGGAAAUUAAUGUUGGACUGGGCAUCUGACAAACUAUGGCACACAAAGUUUGAUUAUGCCUUUUAUAUCUCUUGCGGUGCAGUCAGCUGUGGCAUCAGGUUUAUUAGUGCAGUUGAGAUGGUCCUCCAUAGCUGUCCUCCAGGAAUGGUUUUAACAGAUGAUGUUUUGACAAACCAAGACAAAAUCCUCCUCAUUGUUGAUGGUUUUGAUGAACUGAAGCACUCUGAUACCCCAGUUGAUACGCUGGACAAAGAUCCCUAUAAAAAGCAGGAUGUGGUAAGCCUGAUGGUGAAUUUGCUCAAGAAAAAAAUCUUUCCAAAGUGUCAUCUCCUGGUGACCACAAGACCCACGAGUAUAUGCCCACUGUUGAAGUGUCUGAGAUCACCACUGUUUGUAGACGUGCUGGGGUUUCAUCCUGUUCAGAGGAAGGAAUAUUUCCACCGCUUCUUUCAAAAUAAGGAAGAAGCCACUCAGAUGUUUGAACUUGUUCAAAGAAAUGAAACUCUCUUCAGUAUGUGCUUCCUCCCUGCUACAUGUUGGGCCAUUUGCUCUGUUUUCCAACAAAACCCACAAGCAGAACUUUUUCAAGAUAUCCCCGAAACUGCAACACUCACAGAAAUUCACAUGCGUCUCCUCUUGAACUUCUUGGGUACCUAUUCCAGACCAAAUAACCUGGAAGAACUGUGCUCUUUAGCUAAAGAUGGGAUGCUGCACAGAACAAUGGCCUUCAGCGAAGAAGACCUAAAAGAACGUGGCUUGGAUUAUUUGACUUCAGAUUCUCCUUCAGCAAUUAGGGAAGUUUUCCAUCAAGAUGUCCACGUGGCAGCCUUGUACAGGUUCACCCACUUGAGUUUCCAGGAGUUCUUUGCAGCCUUAUUCUACCUGCUGGACAAUGAUGAGACCACCAUAACACCUUACAGAGACCUGAGUGAGGUAUUUGGAAACAAGAAAGAGCGCAGCAGCAACUACCUCAUGUUGAUCCGUUUUCUCUAUGGCUUCUCCAACAUAAAGAGGAUGAGUGUCCUACAAGAAUCGUGGUUCUGCAAGAUAUCCAGGACAAAGCUUUGGCAAGAAUUGCUAAGAUGGGUGGAUCAGGAAGCCAAAACUCACUCCUUUAGAAGAGAGGAGGAUCUGCUGGAACUGUGCCAUUGCAUUUAUGAAAUGGAGGACCCUGUGUCUGCCCGGAGCAUAAUGAAGUAUGUCCACAAUAUGGAUCUCAAGACAGAACUUUUGACUGAGCUGGACUUUGCAGCUUUAUCGUUUUGCCUGUCGGCUGCUGGAGCUUUUAACUCAGUCCGACUCUCGGGCUAUGAGUUUGGACCUGGAAGAUUUCGACAACUCUUACCAGGACUCCUGAAAUCUUCAGAGAUCCAGCUGAACCGCUGUGGCCUCCCUCCCGCUGCGUGCCAAGACUUCACAUCCAUCGCGAUGACCAACGCAAGGCUGACCAGUCUGGACUUGGGUGAAAAUCCCCUGGAGGAUUCGGGGGUCUCCCACUUGUGUGAAUGGCUUCUUGAGCCCACCUGCCAACUUCAAAGCCUCAGGCUGCCUUCCUGCAACCUCACAGCUGCCAUCUGUGAGCCCCUUGCGAGGGUCCUGGAAUCCAGCCAUGCCCUCCUUGAGCUCAACCUGGCAGAGACCCCUCUGGGGGAUGGCGGAGUAAGGCAGCUGUGCCAGGCACUGAAGCACCCAUCUUCCCGGCUACAGAGACUCAUCUUGCACUCCUGUGGUCUCACAGCUGGUUCCUGUGAAGAUCUGGCCUCUGUCUUGGAAACCAGCAAGUCCCUGUUGGAGUUGAACCUGGGCGACAACAGCCUGGGAGAUGAAGGGGUCAGGCAGCUGUGCAAGGGGUUGUGGAAAAGGCACUGUAGACUUCAAAAGUUAACGCUUACCACGGAAUUGUUAAAUCGAAACACAAAGGGAAAAUUGCAGGCAGUUUGUUCUAGGCAUCCUGGCUUGAUUCUGACUCCCUACUACCCUCCAGACUUUCCCCGCUUCCCAGGCACUGAAGAGUAAAGGUCAAGUUCGGACGUGCUUUCCUUGUGCCCCUCACACAUUGGAAGCGUGGCGAACUGGGCGACAGGGAUGGACACCUCCAAAGGCCAGCUCAGCACAGCCUUUGCACUACCUGCCGCGUUGCGCUCGUGCACCUGGUUCACACGCCCGGCUAUGAGGCUUCUGCUGGCCCCCUGGGGCUGGGCCACGUGGUAGACCUUCUCAACCUGCAGCCCUCAGAGAGGUUGACCUCCAUCCUUCAUAAUCCCCAACUAGCUUGACCAACCCUGUGCUGGGCCCUGUUAUACUUUCAUACUUCAUAUUUAUUCCCAUCUGCCAUAAGGAGUGGCUGCUGUCUGAACCAUGGACUAAACAUAAAGAGAAGCGUAUUUUCAAAUUACCUAUGUUUUGAUUUCCAAGGGGUGUGGGGUUUUUUUCUGAACCAUAAGAAUUUAUUUAAGUUUCUGAUUCUGUAAAAUGGAUGGAGUACCCGUGACCCAUAACGCCCCCCCCCCACCUUUUGUGGCCCAAAAAGCUUUAACACAAUGUUUCAGAUGAUGAUGAUGAUGAUGAUGAUGAUGAUAUAAAAAUGGCAAUUCCAAUCUAAACAUCUGGCUGACUCUGCGACCAACAACAACAAUAAUACAAAAAGAAUUAUUAUUAUGACACAAGGUAUAAUGCCUCAAGACUUAGAAUUUAGACAUCAUUAGGCCUUUUGUACAUAAUUAGAUGCUACCUCUAAAUUGCCUUGGGUAGCCCUCAUUUGUGAACUUUGACUCUUUAAAUCCCAGCCAAUAAAUCAGACGUCUGUUUAA